Artibeus jamaicensis (Jamaican fruit-eating bat) is the source of this 6849-nucleotide messenger RNA. It is a transcript of the gene ZNF454, whose product is annotated as zinc finger protein 454. Gene Ontology annotation, biological process: regulation of transcription by RNA polymerase II; central nervous system development. Gene Ontology annotation, molecular function: DNA-binding transcription factor activity, RNA polymerase II-specific; RNA polymerase II cis-regulatory region sequence-specific DNA binding. NCBI's taxonomy places the organism in Eukaryota, Metazoa, Chordata, Mammalia, Chiroptera, Phyllostomidae. Gene Ontology annotation, cellular component: nucleus. Bases 138 to 1994 code for a protein of 618 amino acids. The transcript has 5 exons. The record is from RefSeq and is a predicted model, not a curated record.
UCCGGGGCGCAGUACUUUUCUAGGUCUCCCGCAGACGCGAACGCUCGCAGCACUUUUGCCAAAUGGGAAGUGGCCGGGAAAGCAGAACGUGGGAGCCCUGGAAUUUGUGGGAAUUCGGCUCUGCGGAGCACUAGGCAAUGCGCAAGCGCAGUUCAGACCGGGCUGCAGACUCCAGUUCUUUGUGUUCUGUCGGCGAUGUGGCGGCUGCGGUCUAUCGCUGCCGGCAGGGGCUCCUCGAGGGGAAACGCCUUGGUGACCAGGCACGGUGUCCAGAGCCUCAUCGGGAGGGCGAGAGUGGCCGUGGGCGGUGGCGCUCUGGGAGAAGGGCGGAGGGGAAAGCCUGGUGUGUGAAAUUUUCUGCCAGAGGACUCCGACUCUACUUGUUCCUAAGAGGGCUCUUUAGAGAAGAAAUGGCUGUCAGGCACCUGCCAACCACAGUCCAGGAACUGGUGACCCUCAGGGAUGUGGCCGUACUGUUCACCCAGGAGGAGUGGGCCCAGCUGAGCCCCUCGCAGAGGCGCCUGUACCGGGAUGUUAUGCUGGAGAACUGCAGCCACCUGGCCUCGCUUGGGCUCUUAGGACCCAAAUCAGAUCCGUUUGCCCAGCUGGGAAAAGGGGAAGAAUGGACACCGGAGGUCACCUCCCGAGGCUUCUGCUUGGACUUGAUGCCUCUCCCUGUGAGUAAGAAAUCUACUCUCAAGGCAGAUAUUCCUGAACAAGAGUCGGAUCAGUGGAUGGUGGAAGGGAGAUUCACUAGCAGGAGUCACUGGACGUGUGAUGGUCCAUGGGAAUGGCAGCAUGGAGGCUGUGAGGUGAAGCCACGGAAAGGGGUACUAACUCCCCAGCAAGCCUCACCUGUGGGCAGUGACCAGGAAUGGGAUGGAUCUGGAAGGCCCCACACCAUGAGCUCAUCUUCUGUUCAAAGUCAGGGAUUUCAGUCUAGCAAAAAAGCCUUUGAGUGUAGUGAGUGUGGAAAAGUCUUCACGACAAGUUCGACCCUUAAUAAACAUCGAAAAAUUCAUACUGAAAAACUUAAUUCUAAUCCAAAAACUCUUAUUAAAGAGAAACGGUACGAAUGUAGAGAAUGUGGGAAGGCCUUUCACCAGAGCACACACCUUAUCCAUCACCAAAGAAUUCAUACUGGCGAGAAACCAUAUGAAUGUAAGGAAUGUGGCAAGGCGUUCUCAGUGAGCUCCUCUCUCACUUACCAUCAGAAAAUUCACACUGGAGAGAAACCUUUCGAAUGCAACUUAUGUGGAAAAGCAUUUAUCCGAAACAUACACCUUGCCCACCAUCAUAGAAUACAUACCGGAGAGAAACCUUUCAAAUGUAACAUAUGUGACAAGGCCUUUGUUUGCAGGGCACAUCUUACCAAACACCAGAAUAUUCACAGUGGAAAGAAACCCUAUAAAUGUAACGAAUGUGGAAAAGCCUUUAAUCAAAGUACAAGUUUUCUUCAGCAUCAGAGAAUUCACACUGGAGAGAAGCCCUUUGAAUGCAAUGAAUGUGGAAAAGCCUUCAGAGUGAACUCUUCCCUGACUGAGCAUCAGAGAAUUCAUACUGGAGAGAAACCUUAUAAGUGUAAUGAAUGUGGUAAAGCUUUCAGAGAUAAUUCAUCCUUUGCUCGACAUCGGAAGAUUCACACCGGAGAAAAGCCUUACAGAUGUGGUUUGUGUGAGAAAGCCUUCAGGGACCAGUCUGCUCUAGCCCAGCAUCAGAGGAUUCAUACUGGGGAAAAACCAUAUACGUGUAACAUAUGUGAGAAGGCCUUCAGUGACCAUUCGGCCCUUACUCAACAUAAGAGAAUUCACACUAGAGAAAAACCUUACAAGUGUAAACUCUGCGAGAAAGCCUUCAUCCGAAGCACACAUCUCACCCAACAUCAGAGGACACACACAGGGGAGAAACCGUACAAAUGUAGUAAGUGUGGGAAAGCCUUCAGCCAGACUGCAAACCUCAUCCAGCAUCAGAAACAUCACAUUGGAGAAAAGUGAUUGCAGUUUAAAGAAAAGAGCUUUGAGACUGAGUAUAUGAAUAAUUUGAAGGUAAGAGAAUCCAUUCUGGAGAAUAACCAUAAAAGCCUGUGUUAAGAUAGUCAUUUUAUUACUGAGAAUCAAGCUUCACACUAUUGUGGGUUUUGAGAAUUUAAGAAUAUCAGACACUCUUCAUGGUUCAGAACUGCCUCACCCAAAUAGCAGUACUGUGUAAUUAGUCUGGAUUGCCAUGUGUGAGAACCAAUAUGGAGCUUCAUUAACAACAUAGAAAUUUGUUUAUCAAAUUUACAUUUUGAUUAUUAAGAGAAAUUAUACAAUUCUUAGCCCCCUUGGCCUAGAAUUCACACACAACUUCUGUUCACACCCCAUUAGCGACAGCUAACCAUAUGACCUGACAUGGAGACAAGAAAGGUGGGAAGAGGCUGGAGACCAACCCAGUGAGGUCCCCAUGCCUAUGGUGCUCUGAUGAGUUGUGUGCAGGCUGAGUGUAUGAAAGUCAAAAAUAGAGAGAGGAAUGGUAAAAUUAUAAAAAUUAAGGAUAAGAAGUAAAGGUACAAAACAGUAAGAAAAUGGUCUACAAUUUCACUUUACUUGCAUCUCUCACAAAAGAGGGUUUCUACUUUUGGCAGAACCCUUUGUUCUCACCCACACUGCUGACAUCCAGAGUAAAGGGCAUGCGUCCUCUCGUGUGUCAGCCGGGACUGACUGAAACUCUGCUCCCCAGCUUCUGUGUCAUGCCACCUUUUGCAAGAUCUCCCUGGUCUGUGUACCCACUGGCUUUCUGCCUUUCUUCUCCUUCCAGGACAAUUUAUUUGAAUGGUGUGUCCCUCUUUUGAUUUAGCAAACCCUAACUGGUAACAUCAUUUCACUUAUUAGCCAUUUGUUCUUGGGGAAUAUAGUGAUCCAACCUCACACACAGUCCAUGAUUCUGGGUAUCGCACCAAACCCAGCUUUCAGAACUUGGAACUGCUGCCUGGGAGGCAGAGAUUAAUAAAAAUUCCUGAGUUACCCAGUUUCUCUGGACUUCAACUUGACUCUGACACUGGAGUGAUACCUGAAGUAGAGUCUUAGUCUUUGUAAACAUUACCCUCCAACUGUUUGUACCACAGUUACCCUACACACAGCAGGCAGUUACACCUUGGCCUCAGGUGAGACAGUCCCAACCAUCUGCUUGUGUGUGAAGUUGCCUCCACUUCUCUGAUUUGCCAUUUUCUGUUGUGCUACAGACAGGAGAAGCAGAGCCCACAGCCUGUUCUCAGAAGGCUCUGCCCCACUCUCCAGCUGGGCAGUCCCUAGUGCUCCCUGCAUUAGAGUUUAUUUGUUAUAGCCAGAAUAUUAAACUGCAUCCUGGUCCUUGCCCUGCCUUUGUCCAGUUUUCUGAAGGUAUUAACUGUGUUCACAGGAAAGGCAGAGAGCUUUGUAUUUGUGCUCUUUCAUUGGAAAAUGGCCACUUCCUCUCCUCCAUCUGGGUAUUCUACUACCUAAGGACUAUCCGGUUGUGACAGUGGUGAGCAACAUGUUGAGACUUGUGAUUCUACAAGUCAAGAAGUGGUCACCAGCACCAUGACAGUCUCUGGUAGGAGCAGUGUCUGUGCCCAAAAGUUUGAAUGACACUCUAGUCCUACAGGUACAGAUCAUUUAUCACCUUAGUCUUUCAGCUUGGUCAUAGAAAUCACAGGGAUAAAAUAACAUCUGUGGUGUCUUCAAACAGUUUCUGGUGGCAUGUCCCUUCCCCCUGCCCCACAAAGAAUGGGGAGCACACACCAGUGCAGGCUGUUGCACUCUGCGUCAUAAAGGUGGGAGAGCAAGGAGACCUGGUCUGGGCAGAAGGUAACAGGUUUCUGGUUUAUGGAGGUGCACCCCAUCAAUCUGGGCAGCCUGCUGACCCCUAUGAAUGCUUCACCUCAGCUCCCAGCAUAGAGAGGGUCUUCCAUGUCAUGGUGGACUCAGUGGACUCCAGGUCAAAUAGUUGAACCUUGGUGCUGUCCAAAAGCCCAAGUUCUCUGAAUUCAGCCAGAUUAUACCCAAGGCAUUAGAGACUCCUAGGAACAUUUCAUUCUGUACCUCACUUUUCUAGCCUUGCAGAUUGGCCACAUGGACACUGACUGACAGAGGACCCUUGGGACCCACCCUUCAGGGGUGUGCCAUCUGCAGCAUAUCCAGCCCACCUCCCACUACCCCCUGUCCCACCUAUAUGUGAAGACUUCCCAGCACACUCAGUACACGUGCGUGGCAGAGGAGGUGCUGGGCUUAUGUGUGAGCCAGGCUUCCCUCCCCCCACAUGUACUGCAGCUAAUCUAUGAGCUGAGAAAUGGACCUUGGCCCAGCUAUCCCAGUUGUGCAUUUCAAAGUUGCCUGGUGGGGAAACCUAUUGGAAGUGCCAAUUGCUCUCUGCCUGGGGCAGGGUUUAAGUAGAGGAAUAGCCUCUAGACUUGAUUACAUUCUUCAGUGUCUAUGGCCUUCCAUGAACAGCUAUUGAAACUGCCUGAUCUCAAGGAGAAAAAAAAAUUACUCCAAAUUUCCCCUUGUAAAUUCCUCUAAUCCUUCUCCCUUGUUAGGUUUCAACUCACAUUCAGCUGAUUGAUUUUGCACGUGGUUCUCCCUGCCCACUUGAGUUUGCCUAGCUUUGACAGUGGCAUCUAAGAUAUUGCCUUCUUGCAUGCUCAGCAACUGCUUUUCAAAUGGCACCUUGGGCCCUGCCUGGUAUGGCUCAAUGGAUGGAGUGCCUGCCUGCCAACCCAAAGGUCGCUGGUCAAAAUGUCACCUUGACUUGGCAGCAGGCUCAGUCUCAAAGGUUACUUGGAAUAAAAUAGCCCUAAACUGCAUGCAUGCCUUAGGUUGAGAAAACAGUUCCCUUAAACAUCAAUUUAAUCUAAGAAUGGGCAGCCUCCAGCUGUCUGAGUCCUCUCCCUCCUCUUCCCCUUUGCACUUGUGUUGCCUCCUGUACACUGCUGGAUUAGACGGAAGGACAGUGUGGAAACAAGACUCCCACCUGCUGUAGGAGGGUUCCCAGCUUCCUGGGCAGCCUCAACUCCUGCUAAAUACAUUUUUGGUAAUAUUUUUACUUUAAAUAUUUUAUACCGGUUUGUGAAGGGAAAAGAAAUGCAAAGCUUGAUUUUCCCCAUCACUUGAUUUUCUCAGUUGUGCAAGUAAUCAUUCUCCGCAAGUGCCAGAUUUGAUUGUGAGACUCACCUCCCUGUUGUGUGUUACCUUGUAUGCCACACAUCAUUAUCUUAAAAGUUGUUGCCAUAAAAGUAUUUCAGUGUGUCUUUCUGAAAAUAAAUGAGAAAAUAACCAAUGUUUAAGCUGUACACAUUGCAUUUGUGUUGCCUGCUUCCCUAAUUAGAUAAAACUAAGACAUGACAGAUUCGUGUUUUUGGUCCUACCUCCACAUAUGGCUGUUCAAACUUCCCUGGCCCCAGACACCACAGUAUUCCAGCUACAUCCUUAUUGCUGGGGAGAACAGUUAACAUUUGAGGGCAUACCUUGUGUUAGGUACUGUAAGCACCCAGUGUUUAUUAACUCAAUCACAAUCAUAAAUAGUUAUUUCUACCAUCCCUUCUUGAAGGUUGAAGAAAGGCUUUGAUGACCCCAAGAACAAUAUACCUGUUGAGAAGACGCCCUAGUGGCUAACUGGGCUCAAAUUUAUAAACAGCCUGGAGCUGUUUGCUAAACAGGGGCAGCUUAAGCAAGCCACGCUUAAGGGAGAAGUUGGCACUAAACUGCUUGCCUCCCACACUGUGUUGCUUGCCUGCAUUGUGCCUGUCUAAGCUAGUCCUUAUAAAGGAGUUCUGGAAUCCUAUUUUAGUCAAUAGGAUUGAGACUUUCCCUAUCUAAUCAGCUGGGCAGCCAUAGCCUCAUUACCAAUUAGAGUGGCUGUUCUGGCCAAUUAGGACAGUACUUUUUGGACCAAUCAAAAUGUAGGAUUUGGAGUCCUUAUUUGCAUGAGAACAGACCAAUUGGAUCAGGGGAGGGGCCUUCUCUACAUAAGUUAGCUUCCCUCCGGAGUGGGUGAGCACUUUGGCCCCACUUCCCCAGAGUCUGUGGUGGGCAAGCGUUACAGAUACCUGAAAUUACAGGGAGACUGACUCAGGGUAGACUGGCUUCUCAGAGUCCAGUUAUGCAGCUGUUGGAAUAAAUUCACUUUAGUAAGGGAGGUGUCAGUGGUUGUUCCUUGGCAAGUAGUGAUCCCAUAGUCUUCAUCUUUUAGGUUUUCUUUAAUCCAAACUUUCUUACUCUUUCUAGUGGUUUUUUAUUCCUACCAUCAUAAUAUGCUAGAUAUGUUCACAUCAUAAGUCAUACUUUGAGCUCUUACUAUAUAUCAUCCAGGUACUGUGAACAUUGCCUACUUUAUGCUGUGGAAUCUAAACAGAACUGCCGGAUGUGUGGGUGUGGGCAAUGACCCAUUGCUAGAUAUAGUUUUCCUACUCACUGUAUAGAUGAGGAAUCUGUGACUUGCCCAAGAUCAGUGUUAGAGUAAGAAAAGCAGCUUCUGAUCCUAGAAACCAAGCCCUUAACGAUUAAACUGGACUGCCGUGGGUCUUGGAGAACUAGUCACCCUGCCUAUCAGUUUUCACUCACCUCUCCUCUCUUUUCCUGUUUAUUCCCCUCCUUAAACAAGGCAACAUCAAAAGUGUUUCUAAGAAUGCUGGUGCAUGCAUGAUUUAGAGCAAUACUAUUUCAGUGAGUGCAUGUCAAACACUGAAAAAAUACAUGCACAAAAGAUGUUUCUAAGAUACUGUUGGCCUUAAUAAGAGCGCUUGUUAUUUCAUCAACAUUAUGCAUCUAUUUGGGAAUAGCAAAGGCACUGCAGUUUAGAACAAGCAAACUGUGAAAACCAUGGGCAUGUGGGAAG